Cornus florida is the source of this 1854-nucleotide messenger RNA. Its product is annotated as transcription factor bHLH144-like. Bases 820 to 1572 code for a protein of 250 amino acids. Gene Ontology annotation, molecular function: protein dimerization activity. The transcript has 5 exons. Lineage: Eukaryota; Viridiplantae; Streptophyta; Magnoliopsida; Cornales; Cornaceae. The record is from RefSeq and is a predicted model, not a curated record.
CAACAGCUAGAUCUCACUUCCCAAACCAAACCUUCUCUCUCUCUCUCUCUCUCUCUCUACACUUAACCUCUCUCUCUCUCUCUCUCUCUCUCUCUCUCUAGCUGCUGCCGUCUCUCUCCUUUGUAGAAAGAGCUUCGAUCUUCAAGUCCGAUCUUCUCAGAAACCCUAAUUUCGAGAAGGUUCAAAGUUCAUCAUAUAUAGUAAUUUGGACUGGAAGAGUAUAUCAGCAUGCCUUGGACGUCAUCUUCUAUCAAUUAUAGUGGGAAGUGUGUUCGAUUGGUGGUGUUCUUUCGUGUGAUACUGUAAUUUGUUCUUGUUAAUCCCUUUGAUUGUGAAGGCGUUCUGUUAUUUAGCUUGUUUCCUAUCUGAUAUUGGUUGGAGAAGUGAGAAUGCUCAUUGGUGUUACAAUAAAAAGAUAUCGAGCAGUGAAGCAAGUUGGGACGAUUAAAUUUAAAAUGAGUGUUGGGAUCAUUGCUUAUUACCAACGGAUGCAAAUUUGUCAGGCUGAAUAUUUCCGUCAGUUGCUUAAACCUGUUACGUAGUCUACCAUAGUAAAAACCUUGGGACAUCAGGACUCGCUGCCCUGUGGUUGUGUUCAUAUAUAAGAAGCAGUUACAACUGAUGAAGCAUUAGUUUGAUAAUUUUAAUUUGCAAUAUACACUUUGUUGUUGUAAUUUAAUGGAAGCACCUUAGGAGCUAGGUGUAUUCUAAGUCUUUUAUUUGCAUUAGAAACUUUCAUCCAACUGAAAUCUGAAAAAUUGUUGUCUCAAAAGCCGCAGAUUUAUCUUUCGGUGAACUAUUUAUUCAGCAGGACUACUCAUGCAAAGUGACCCACAAUUUUUCCCUCAAAAGCCAAUGGCCCCCCUUGCGAAUCAAGUGGGAGGUAAUUACAUCAAUGGUACUACCUUUGCAUCUGCCUUUGGGACAGUUUUACCUCCAGGUGUAGAACAUAGGCCACUAAAUGGUGUUGAAUUUCAACCCUCCGAGUUCUGCCCGAAGAAUUUUAUUAUCUUUGACCAGACUGAUAAUAGAAGUCAGAUCAUGUUCCACCCAGCAGUUGCCCCCAAAUUCUGUUAUCCUGGCUUAAAUAUCCAUGCGUCUUACAUCCAAGGUCUUGUUGAGAAGAAAGAUGCUCAUAAUGAGGAGAGAGAAGUCUCAUCUUCUCUGAAUGAAGAUUCUGAUGACAUUGAUGCAUUGUUGAGCUUUGAAGAGGAAGAACAGGAAGAAUCAGAUCAGGAAGAGGUCAGCACAGCUCGGACUCAUGGAAACUAUGGAAGUGAAUCCCCUGAUUCUUGCUCCAAUUAUGGUUCAAAACCCAGUAAGAGCAGGUUACCUUCUUUACAGAAGUCCUCUGGCAGUGGUAGUAGCUGUAAUAGGGAAAGGAAGCGCAAGAAAAUGAUGAAUAUGGUGAAGACACUGAGAGGAAUCAUACCUGGUGGUGGCAACCGGAUGAAUACUGUUGCCGUUAUUGAUGAAGCUGUUAGGUACCUCAAGUCUCUCAAGGUAGAAAUGAAGAAGCUGGGAGUCAAAAAUUUGAAGAACGAAGCUGGAUUCUCUGAUGCGGUUGGCUGAGAGUUUAUGAUCACUGGUGUUCUGUACGUGCGGUUCUUGGUCGAAAUUACCAUGAUGCCUUUGUUGCUGGGAGCUGCUGAAGGGCGACUUUAUACGACAACAUAUUUGUAACAGCAUGUUCUCUGUUAUGGGGGAUGUGGUUUGUAAUGUGCAUACUCUAUUCUAGUUGCUGGUGUUCUGUCUACUUUCUUUACUAGCUUUUUCCCACUACUACUUUAAAUGCUACAAUAAUAGUUGCUUUUAUUGCUUUCAUAUAUUUAUUUUUAUUAGCUGUCUUCCUCA